UUUUUCUUUUUUUUUCUUUUCUUUUUUUUUUUUUUUUUUGUUAAUUUUUCUCCUUUUUAAGCAUAGAACAUAGUUUUGGAAGCGAUUGCUGAGAAGAGCAACCACUGUUGGCCAGAGUGAUCUCUGAGAGGCACAGACAGCUGUAACUCAAGGAAAAGGUUUUUAAGCCCCAGGGGGUACAAUGUUCGCUAAACUCUUCCAGCAGUGGAGUUUCGCGGUGUUCCUGCUGAGUUAUUCCGUGCCCUCCUACGGGAGAUCAGUCGAGGGGAUCAGCCGCAGACUCAAACGGGCUGUAUCAGAGCACCAGCUACUUCAUGACAAGGGCAAGUCAAUCCAAGACUUAAGAAGAAGAAUAUUCCUCCAAAAUUUAAUCGAAGGUGUCAAUACUGCAGAGAUCCGUGCAACGUCGGAGGUGUCACCGAACCCCAAACCUGCCACCAACACCAAGAACUACCCUGUCCGCUUUGGCAGUGAGGAUGAGGGCAGAUACCUCACUCAGGAGACAAACAAAUCACAGACCUACAAGGAGCAGCCCCUGAAGGCGUCAGGGAAGAAAAAGAAAGCAAAGCCUGGAAAACGUAAGGAGCAAGAGAAGAAAAAGAGGCGAACCCGCUCAGCUUGGCUAAAUCCUGGCUCGUACGGCGACGUCGUGACCGAGAGCCCACUCUUGGACAUCUCUGUUACUACACACAAUCAAACUUUAAGGAGGCGCUGACGUUUUCAGCAAGAGAUAUUUGGAAGACACAUUGCAGUAUUCUGUAAUAGUGAACAUAUGGGAAGUAUUAAAAUAUUUAUUACCUGUAAAUAUUGUAAAUGCUCAGAAUAAAACCUUUUCCCCCCAUUGCUCUCUGAAACUG
Melospiza georgiana is the source of this 857-nucleotide messenger RNA. RefSeq names its product parathyroid hormone like hormone (gene PTHLH). Gene Ontology annotation, molecular function: peptide hormone receptor binding; hormone activity. The transcript is spliced from 4 exons. Gene Ontology annotation, biological process: regulation of chondrocyte differentiation; adenylate cyclase-activating G protein-coupled receptor signaling pathway; bone mineralization. Bases 182 to 715 code for a protein of 177 amino acids. Gene Ontology annotation, cellular component: extracellular region. The record is from RefSeq and is a predicted model, not a curated record. NCBI's taxonomy places the organism in Eukaryota, Metazoa, Chordata, Aves, Passeriformes, Passerellidae.